Messenger RNA from Humulus lupulus (European hop), 1442 nucleotides. Its product is annotated as probable caffeine synthase MTL2. The transcript is spliced from 4 exons. NCBI's taxonomy places the organism in Eukaryota, Viridiplantae, Streptophyta, Magnoliopsida, Rosales, Cannabaceae. The coding region runs from base 57 to 1205 and encodes 382 amino acids. The record is from RefSeq and is a predicted model, not a curated record. Gene Ontology annotation, biological process: methylation. Gene Ontology annotation, molecular function: S-adenosylmethionine-dependent methyltransferase activity.
UUCUCAAUAUUUUCGUCUCGGUAUCUCAUCCACACAAUCAUACGAAGAAAAAAAAUAUGGAAGAGAAGCAAGUUCUCCACAUGAAAGGUGGUGUCGGCAAGGCAAGCUAUGCAAAAAACUCUUCACUUCAAAAGAUGGUUAUUUCAAAAGUGAGAGCCAGGGUGGAAGAGAGUGCUUUGGAAGCUUACUGUAAUAUAUUUCCAGAUUGUAUGAGAAUAGCUGACUUGGGUUGCUCUUCCGGGCCAAACUCUUUGGCUGUUACAUCUUAUAUUUUAGAUGCAAUAGUAAACCAAAUGACUAUGAUGAAGAAGCCAUUGACAUUCCAAGUUUUCCUCAAUGAUCUUCCUGGAAACGAUUUCAACACUGUCUUUCAAUCACUUUCGAGCUUCUAUGAGAGGCUGAAGAAGAAGAAGAAUGAGAAGGGAGACAAGUUUGAUCGUCCCUUAUGCUUUGUCAUGGCCAUGCCAGGGAGCUUCUACGAAAGGCUUUUCCCUAAUAACUUCAUACACUUCUUUCUUUCUUCUUACAGUUUACAUUGGUUGUCUAAGACUCCCAAAGGGUUGGUUAGCGAGACCGGAGAAGCACAUAACAAAGGGAAUAUUUAUAUUACGAAAGCAAGUCCUGAUGUGGUUGGGAAAGCAUACUCGUGUCAGUUCCAAGAGAAUUUCACAACCUUUUUAAGGUAUCGUUCAGAGGAAAUUGUCAUUGGUGGAUGUAUGGUACUAACAAUGAUCGGCAGUGCUAUAAGUAAUGAUCCUAAACACGUGUUGGAGAUAAUGGGAAGGGCGUUGAAUGACAUGGUCUUCGAGGGUAUAGUUGAAGAGAAAAGCUUGGACAAUUUUAACAUGCCAGUGUAUUGCCCCACUGCGAAAGAAGUGAGAAUGGUGAUUGAAGACGAAGGAUCUUUUAAGUUACAGAAGCUUGAAGUUUUCGAAAUUGCUUGGGAUGCUGGCUUAAACGAAGAAAAAGGAAAAAUCAUUCAUAGUAUUAUUGUUGAUGAUGAUAAUAUAGAUAAAUACAACAGAGGGAAGUAUGUUUCGGAUUAUAUGAGAGCAGUUUUGGAACCUAUUCUGAUGAAACAAUUUGGAGAAAGUAUCAUGGAUGAUUUAUUUGAGAGGUUCACUCACAAAAUCAUCGAAUCAAUGGCGAAUGAAAAUUGGCACUACAUAAACUUGGCUAUUUCUUUGACAAAGAAUCAAGGUUAAACAUACAUUUGAAGUAUGUAUCUUAUGUUGUUUUAUUUUAUAAUCUAUAAAUAUGGCACUAUGUAAUACUAGUUUACUAAUUUCUUAUGUGAGAAAUAACUAUAGUUCAAUCAAUUAUUGGUAAAAAUAACACAAAUGUUUGAGCGUUUGUUUAUGAUAGAAUUAUUAAUUGAACUAUGGGGAUGCAUGUGUGUAUUUUUUGAAACAUAAAUUUUAAAAGAUAUUAUCCUAUCCUUC